CCCCUCUCGACCUUUUCUAACCAAGUUAGAGUUACGGCUUUUACAAACUUAAACCCAGAAGAAGCUCCAAAAGCCGCAAAGCCUUCCUUCUGUUCCCAAUCCUUCUCUUUAUUGGGGAAAGGAAAAGUCAAUAUUUGGAAAAGUUGAGUCGCACCGUUUAUUUUCCCCCCUCCUGUUGUGUUAUCGUCAUUGAAGUUAUGAAACGCCAAGCCGGUGAGCUUUCCUUACAGCUAAAGCUAAGAAGGAUACCUAAAGUAGCCACUUUCCUCAUCGCCAUAACUAUUCUUUUGUCUCUUGUCAUUUCUGUGUAUUCUCCUCCUUCAUUCUGGUACAAGCUCGGUGAAAUAUCUGAAGCAACCCCUUCUCUCGAGGAGUCAACGAUAAGGAGGCCUAAAGAUCCCGAAUGGCCGGAAUCUAAUGAUACAACGAAGUCCAAAGAAAUUCUAGGCGGCGAUGAGCCCGGAAGCCAAAAAGCAGCACAAGAAACAGCAGCUGCCGGCAGCACCACGUCCUCAUCAAUUCCAAGCCCAAGCUCUCCUGCUCAGAUUGAUCAUAGUUACAACAGGACAAAUUCCCAGAAUCCAACAGGUACUACUCAAGAAAACUACUGUGAUUUGUUUUCAGGGGAAUGGGUUCCCAACCCAGAGGCGCCAUAUUAUACCAACGCCACCUGUUAUAGGAUUCAAGACCAUCAGAAUUGCUUGAAAUACGCAAGACCCGACACGGGUUUCUUGAAAUGGAGGUGGAAACCAGACGGGUGCGUGCUGCCAAUCUUCGAUCCCAACCAUUUCUUGGAGCUGGUCCGAGGAAAGUCCAUUGCCUUUAUUGGAGACUCUGUCGCAAGGAACCAUAUGCAGUCAUUGAUCUGUCUCUUGUCCAGGGUUCUUGAUCCUCUGGAUGUUUCUACUGGGAAUGAUGAGAACCAGCAUUGGGUAUACAAGGAUUAUAACUUCAAUAUUUCCAUCUUUUCAGCUCCGUAUCUGGUAAGGUCAGAAAAAACUGAUCCCAACGACGUCACCCGCCCCUUCAAUCUAUAUCUAGAUGAGUUUGACGAGGACUGGACAACAAAGGUUGAAGGGUACGACUACAUUGUUAUUUCAGCUGGCCAAUGGUUCUUCCGGCCAACCAUUUUCUAUGAAAAUCGCACUCUGAUUGGCUGCCUCGCCUGUCAACUGGACAAUGUUGCUCACUUGAGAAUGAACUUUAGCUAUGAAAGAGCUUUCAGAACUGCUUUCAGAGCCAUUAACAGCUUAGCAAAUUUUAAGGGCGUGACAUUCCUCAGGACCAUUACCCCGUCACACUUCGAAGGUGGAUCUUGGGACAAAGGUGGAGACUGUGUGAGAACGAUGCCUUAUAAGAGGAAUGAGGCUGUCUUGGAGGACUACAUGGUAGAAAUGUACGAGAUUCAACAGCGGGAACUCAGAAUCGCACAAGAAGAAGGAAGCAAGAGAGGUUUGAAAUUUAGGUUGCUGGAUGCAACACAACCCAUGUUGCUAAGACCGGAUGGUCACCCAAGUAAAUAUGGCCACUGGGCAAAUGAGAAAAUGGCUAAUGAUUGCGUGCAUUGGUGUUUGCCUGGACCCAUUGACACCUGGAAUGACUUCUUGCAAGAGUUAAUCGAAAGGGAGGAAGCAAGAAAAUCAUUGGUAUAGGAGUAGUAUUUGGGUAUAAUUCCUGGAUUUCAUUUCGCAGAAACAGUUGCCGCAAUUGGCCAGCCACAGCUAGUCAGCUACAGCCACAUAUACCAAAGAGAUAAUUUCAAGGAGACAAAUGGAUAUUCAUAUUUUUUCCAUCGAUGAUAGUGCCGGUUUUUUUUUUUCCCUUCUUUCUCUAAACUGUUCUUUAAAGAUUGUUUGUUCCCUUCUCUAUCGGAAACACCAAUACCGUUCAGCGACU
Messenger RNA from Coffea eugenioides, 1896 nucleotides. Its product is annotated as protein trichome birefringence-like 19. Gene Ontology annotation, cellular component: Golgi apparatus. The transcript is spliced from 2 exons. Gene Ontology annotation, molecular function: O-acetyltransferase activity. The record is from RefSeq and is a predicted model, not a curated record. Lineage: Eukaryota; Viridiplantae; Streptophyta; Magnoliopsida; Gentianales; Rubiaceae. Bases 198 to 1652 code for a protein of 484 amino acids.